AUGACGAAUAGUGAUCUGAGUGAAGAGCAAAAGAACGCAAGAUGUCCGAUAAAAUACUCUGAGGAAGACGGAUUGUAUAUACCUCUUCCAUCAUUCCCGGAAUAUAGAUUGACGCCAUGGAAGGAGGAGGAUGUAGAGCAUAUGAUCGAAUUGUAUAGUCAACCGAAUGUGGGAAAAUGGUCACAUUCAAGACCUUUUCCUUACACUCGUGAAUACGCCUCUACUAUAUUACCGGAGUUUGAGAAGCACAAAAAGUACCUGUCUUUACUGAAAGCAAGCUUACCUAACCCGCCGAAUCUCGCGGAUUAUCCAUCAGGAAAAGCAGGACCUUUGGGCGCUCUACGCGAAGUUUCUACUGGGAAAGUAAUAGGAGGAAUGAAUGUCAAAUUAUCGAUAUUCUCACCUGGAGAUUGGGAUAUGUCAUAUAAUCUUCACGAUGGCUUUGCAGGAAAAGGGAUAGGUACAGAAAUGAUCAAGAGAGGUGUCGAUUUAGCUAGAUGGUUAGGAAUAAAUAGGAUUAUAGCUUUCACAGAACAAGGCAACUACGGUUCAAAUGCUGUACUUCGAAAAUCAGGUUUCAACCUUCAUUCGGAACAUAUGGUAGAUUGGCCAGAAGCAAAAGGCGGCGGGAAGAGAGCAGCCUACGCUUGGGAUCAACAUUUAUAG
This is a messenger RNA of Kwoniella shivajii, 666 nucleotides long. RefSeq lists its product as uncharacterized. NCBI's taxonomy places the organism in Eukaryota, Fungi, Basidiomycota, Tremellomycetes, Tremellales, Cryptococcaceae. Bases 1 to 666 code for a protein of 221 amino acids. The record is from RefSeq and is a predicted model, not a curated record. The transcript has 4 exons. Gene Ontology annotation, molecular function: acyltransferase activity, transferring groups other than amino-acyl groups.